ACCAAAGUUUACAAACCCCCCCCCAAAAAAAAAGACAUCAAAGAAACAUGACACCCAUGUCCUCCUUCUUGCUCAUCCUGUUGACUCCCGCUUUUCUGUGCCUGGCUAGAGCACAAGACAGAGCCCCCCAUGGCCUAGCGUUUGAAAACCCCGUGGCCUUCUCACCUUCGGCAUAUGAUUUCUUCCACCCAAACACGCAGCAGACCACUGUAAAGAACCCAUGUGCCAAAUCCAGUUGCUCCCCAUUGCCUGAAGCGGCUCAAGUGGCUGAGGCGGCUAAAGCACAGGAAGGCGAACUCUCUGCGUCCCGUGACAGUAAAAGCAGGAUGGGAGCUGGUAGCGUGGUCGGCAUUGUGUUCGGUCUUGCAUUUGCUGUGCUCUUGGCAAUGGGCAUAUAUUAUAUAGUGGUCACUCGCCAAGCUAAUGCAAGCAAAGCCAAAGCCAUUCAACCAGACGCUGGAUGCGCACAGUCAGUAUAGGGUGUUCCAUCAUGCUGGCUUGCCGAGAAGCCUCUCCCUAUCCCCUUAUCUCUGUCCUUACUACUUCUAUUGUUCCCUUUCUCCAUAGGAUUUAUUGUCAGGGAAUUUUUCUAGCUGAUGUAUGUAUUUCUAAAUCUAGCUAAUACCUUUAGAAUUAGUGAAAAUGUUGCCUCCAAUGUCAA
Molecule: messenger RNA, 661 nt
Organism: Rhodamnia argentea
Lineage: Eukaryota; Viridiplantae; Streptophyta; Magnoliopsida; Myrtales; Myrtaceae
Exons: 2
Coding region: 48-479 (143 amino acids)
Source: RefSeq, a predicted model, not a curated record